AUGGAUAGCUCAGUCAAGCUCCUUACGCUUAAUUGCUGGGGCCUUAAAUAUCUCUCGAAAUUCCGAGAAGAGCGCCUACAAGCGAUCGGAAAUCAAAUAUCCGAGGCUCAGCAUGAUAUUGUUGCGCUUCAAGAAGUCUGGGUGGAGAAGGACUGGCAAUACAUCAGUACGGUAUGCGAACGUGCUUACCCAUAUAGGAGAAGGUUCCGGGCUGGAGUGAUUGCAGGUCCAGGAUUAUGCAUCCUACUGAAAUAUCCAAUCGAGAGUACCUUUCUUUAUCGGUUUCCUAUUAACGGAAGGCCCAGCGCUUUCUUCAGGGGAGACUGGUAUGUUGGCAAGAGCAUUGCUGUUACCAUAAUAGACACGGGUUUGCCUAAUGCCAGCAAAUUGGCUGUUCUUAACAGCCACAUGCAUGCUCCAUACUCUCUAACAGGAGAUGCAGCCUACUUGACCCAUCGGACAUGUCAAGCUUGGGAUAUGGCCAAGUUCCACUCUUUACUCAGACAGGGUGGUUACGCAGUAAUACAAGUUGGAGAUUUGAAUUCGGAGCCCGAAUCUCUACCAUAUCGUAUCUUCACACAAGAGGGUGGCCUUGUAGAUUCUUGGGAUGCCCUUUACGGAAGCAAUAUGACGACAAAUGAGUUGAUCGCCCUAAUGCCACCUCUUGAGCAAAUUGAGAUCGGUGGUAUCACCUGUGAUUCGCAACACAACACCUGGAGAGCCAAUCGUGAACUUCACGAAGCAAAGCGGCUUGAUUUUGCUUUGUUUGAUCAAGCCAAAUUGCAACCAGUACAAGCGAAGGUUGUGUUUACUGAGAUGCUUCCGGCACCAUAUUCAUGCUCCUACUCCGAUCAUUUCGGAUAUUCCGUGGAAUUCAAAUUUAACACUAUAGAGAAGGAAGCCGAACGUCCGCCAGCUCCUAUUGAUCUAUAUGCUGACAUUAUCCAAGAAUUGGAUACAUAUCAGGCUACCACGAUUCCGUUCCAGUUCACAUGGAGAGCGUUGUACUUCUUUAUUUCCUUGGCGUUAGUGGUUGGUAUCCAGGUAGGAAUCGGCUUCACCACGGGCCAGCCCGCCUGGAUAAGUGUGGUCUGCUCUAUAGUUGGGCUCUUAUUGGCUAUCAGCGGUACCAUCAAUGGUUUGAUGUGUAUCAUCAGUAUUCCUAGCGAAAAGAGCGGCCUUGACGAAGUCAAAUUAGAAGUUCUUGAUGCUCUUCAGGCUAAGCGUGCCUCCAAGAAUAAAUGGAACCAUACCGAAUAA
This is a messenger RNA of Australozyma saopauloensis, 1260 nucleotides long. RefSeq names its product inositol phosphosphingolipid phospholipase (gene ISC1). NCBI's taxonomy places the organism in Eukaryota, Fungi, Ascomycota, Pichiomycetes, Serinales, Metschnikowiaceae. Gene Ontology annotation, molecular function: single-stranded DNA binding; 5'-tyrosyl-DNA phosphodiesterase activity. Gene Ontology annotation, biological process: double-strand break repair. The transcript has a single exon. Gene Ontology annotation, cellular component: cytoplasm; PML body. The coding region runs from base 1 to 1260 and encodes 419 amino acids. The record is from RefSeq and is a predicted model, not a curated record.